ACAAAAAAGAAAUUAAAUAGCUUUUAAGGAGGUGAAGAACCCCCAGCGCGGUUGAAGACUUGAAGACUUCUGAGUUCUGACUGCAAUUUUUCGUUUGCGAAAAAUGGCAAGCAGAGGAAGAAAGAGUAGGAGUUUGGAGGCUUUUUCAGGUGCAUCUGAAGUGAGCAACUCCGAAGAUCUCUUGAUCGAGAUCCUAUUGCGUCUCCCAGGUAAGUCAAUUCUCAGGUUCAAAUCAGUUUCAAAACGAUGGUACUCCAUUAUCUCCACCCCAAGAUUCAUCCUCACUCACGCCAAAAGAAACCCAAACCCUCAGCUAGGGUUUAUGUUGCAUACUCGACUUAAAAUCCGAUCACCAGGUGGUAUCUUCUUUCCUCUGGCUGGCUACCAAUAUAGUCAACACCCAAAUUUCCUGGAAAUCCCAGAACUUCAAGUUCAUCAUGUCUGUAAAGGGUUGAUGUGUUUCUCUAAGCCUCAUGUGAAUGACCCUCAAAUCUCUUUUUAUUAUGUUUGCAAUCACUCAUCUGGGCAAAUGAAAUGGCUUCGGAUUCUUGGAAGUCCAUCCAGAGAAACAGUGAAGGCCUUUAAUGUGGCUUUUGAUCCUUUGCGGUCACGUCAUUACAGGCUCGUUUUUGUUAGUGAAUUGUCUGUGUUAGACGACUACCGUCUCAUCAAAAUUGAUAUCUACUCGUCUGAGACAAAGUCGUGGAGACCCUCCAGGAAGGGGAUCUACAUUUUGCGAUACGAUAUAGGCUUUCACAUUGCGGUUUACUUGAAGGAUGCAAUUUACUGGUACAAUCAGAAGAGUCCGUCUUUGGCGUAUUUUGAUUUCAAUGACGACAGCGUCGAGAGUUUGCCAAUGCCAGAGGUGACACAAACCAUGACUUAUUACUAUUUCGGAGAGUCGGGCGGGCAUUUGCAUCUUGUGGGAACUUGGAGACCCUGGAGUACUUUGUUCACUGUGUUCGAAAUGCAGGAAGAUAGGUCUGGUUGGUUUGUGAAGUACGAUGGUGAUUUUGAUGCUUUAGCUACUGCAUUUCCGAAGAUGGUGACCAACAAAACAAAUCGGCUUUGUGUGUUUUCUGUGGUGAGCCUGUCAAGUGGUGAAAAAGAAAGAGAGUUGAUUAUUGUGUUACUAAUCCCCCAGGGUGUGAUUUGGUAUAAUGUGGGCGAUAGGACCUGGAAGAAACUCUUCAAUAUUAUGUCUCUGAGUAAAAUUAAAUUGCAACAGAUGACAUUUGAAGCUCAUCAAUACAUCGAGACCCUUGCUUCAAUAGUAUGACAAUAUAGAACAGGGAUUUGUGCUGUCUGCUUUCUCCUUCUACAUACCCUUACCUUUAAGCAUGAUUUCUUGUCAUUUUUCUUGUCAUUUUUUAAACAAUCAAUCCUUUGGUUGUUGAAACAUUAGGAAUAGCAUUUCUUACUCCUUCCUAUACUAUGUCAGUUAACAAUGUGCAACAUUGGGAGAGAUAAAUACUAGGAACUUAUAUUUUGGGUACUUUAUCUA
This is a messenger RNA of Argentina anserina (silverweed cinquefoil), 1504 nucleotides long. Its product is annotated as F-box protein At5g07610-like. The coding region runs from base 104 to 1279 and encodes 391 amino acids. The transcript has a single exon. Gene Ontology annotation, molecular function: protein binding. NCBI's taxonomy places the organism in Eukaryota, Viridiplantae, Streptophyta, Magnoliopsida, Rosales, Rosaceae. The record is from RefSeq and is a predicted model, not a curated record.